Molecule: messenger RNA, 1771 nt
Organism: Racocetra persica
Lineage: Eukaryota; Fungi; Glomeromycota; Glomeromycetes; Diversisporales; Gigasporaceae
Source: the annotation of a GenBank genome assembly
GCUCUUAAGAACGUUGAUAUUGGAAUCAAUGAUGUUAAUCAGAAACUUGCAAAUGUCCUUUAUAAAAACACUACUAGAUCUCGAAAUAAUUCUUUUGAUUUUGAAACCACAAAAAAAGCUUUAGUAAAUUACAAUAUUAUAACUCUGGAUUUUGAAAAUAGUAUUGAAUCAAAAAUAUUGCCUAAAUCGCACUCACAAGAUAAUGAAGAAUCUGACAAUGAUACUCUUAUCCACAUUAAAUACUCUGAUCCAGUUGUCACCAUUGGUGAUGGAACUAGUGUUUUAAAUAAUAUUCCCGAGUUCAUAUCAGUGAAUUCAACCAUCUCUCAAAGACCUUCAAUUGAUGCAUACUCUGAAGCUGAAAAAUUAUUCUCACAACUAAAGAACGCAAAAGAUGAGAUCGAUCGUAUACUAUAUUCGCAAAACGUAUAUGCUGUGGGUCCUGACUUUCAGAAUGAUUAUUCCAUACCAUGCAUCACUUGUUGGGUCGCUAAGCCCCUCGAAUUAUCAGUCAUGAAACAGCUUUCUGAUUUGUUUGAUAAUAAAUUUGACAUCGUAUACAAUUUAGUAGAUGCUGUAGACAUAAACAAUGGUUGUAACGAUCAUGAUGAAAGUUCGAAUGAAACAUCAAAUGGAAAUGAUAAUGCUAGUAAUGUCAAUAAUUCUUCAAAAAUUAAAAAAAAUUCGGAGGGAAAUGAAAAAAACGUCGACAGUCCUAAAGAAGGUGAUGGUAAUGAUGGUGAUGGUCAUGACGGCGACAGUGAUGAUGAUGAUGGUCAUGACGGCGACAAUAAUGAUGACGAUGGUCAUGACGGCGACAUCAUUAAAAUUUCAUCUAAUGGCAAAGUCGUAACCGAAGACAAAAAAUCCCAAUGUUUUAACAUUACUGUCCAUCUAUGGGCAAGCAUAAAUAUUGACUCUGAAUAUAAAAAUAAAAAAACCUUGGAAUUUAAGGUUUAUUUGAAAAAUUGCAGCGUGGAAAAACUUCUUAGCGAUCAAAGUUCAUUGCUUAACGGGUUUGUUUGUUAUUAUCUUGAUUCGUUGGAAGUCAGUGUCUUUCCAAAAAAAAAUUCAUCUAAAUCUAAGUCAAAUAAUGAACCACCUAAGCUUAAUGCUAAUGAUGAAUCACUUGAAUCUGAUGAUGAGAUAUUUGAGUCCGAUGAUGAAAUUCCCAUGAUUAUGUUGAAGGAAAACCAUACCCCAUCUAAAGCCAAUAAUUCUAUAAACAUUUCAAAAGCAAACCAGAGUGAUAACAGUGCUCAAAUAGAUGUGGGGCAAAGUAAUAAAGUAUCAUAUCGCCACGCUAAAGUAAAGAAUCAAAGUUUUACAACAACAUUAAAUGAAUGGCACAUGGAUGAUACAUACGGUUCGACUAAUGGUGUGCAAUGGCCAUAUCAAUUUAUUGGUGGAGAUGUAUUCAGUGCUGGAGACCAUAGGAAAAGCAUUCGUAUAGACGAAUCCCAUUGUGGUCAUUGGUAUAUUUCAAAAGAUGUAGGAGGUUUUUGCAUCACUAUUAUACAAGUACUUGGUUGUAAUGAAAAACGAAAUAUUUUCAGAAGACUAACUUCUAAGACUCCAGAACUAAUAAAACAAUAUCCUAAGCUUGUUCACAAACUUGAGAUCACCUUUAAUGAUAUCGCAAACUUCAAUAGUGACUUUGCAAUCCUAGCAGAAAAGUUAUACAAUAGACCAUAUCUCACACUAAAAAAGCCAAUUCAUAUCCGAAAAAAGAAUAAUGCUGAGUUCAAGGGCGAUUUAUCAGCUAAGAAAA